Abrus precatorius (Indian licorice) is the source of this 1161-nucleotide messenger RNA. Its product is annotated as squamosa promoter-binding-like protein 13A. The record is from RefSeq and is a predicted model, not a curated record. The coding region runs from base 1 to 1161 and encodes 386 amino acids. Gene Ontology annotation, molecular function: DNA binding. Gene Ontology annotation, cellular component: nucleus. Lineage: Eukaryota; Viridiplantae; Streptophyta; Magnoliopsida; Fabales; Fabaceae. The transcript has 3 exons.
AUGGACUGGAAUUUGAAAGCACCUUCUUGGGAUUUGACUGAAGUGGAUCAGGCAAACGUACCCAACAUGGAAAUAAUGGAUGGUUCAAGCAGAUAUGGAGUUUACAGAAGCAAAGGGGAAUUUUCUGUUGACUUGAAGCUUGGCCAAGUGGGAAUUUCUGGCACAGAAACAAAGUCCAAAGAUGCUGGUGGAGUCUCCAAAGUGGCACCCUCAUCUUCAGGGUCAUCUAAGAGAGCUCGAGCCAUUAACAAUGGGACACAGACAGUGUCAUGCCUUGUGGAUGGAUGCCAUUCUGAUCUUAGUAAUUGUAGGGACUAUCAUAGACGCCAUAAGGUCUGUGAAAUCCAUUCCAAGACUGCACAAGUCACAAUUGGAGGCCAGAAGCAAAGGUUCUGCCAACAGUGUAGCAGGUUCCAUUCACUGGAGGAAUUUGAUGAAGGGAAAAGGAGCUGCAGGAAACGCUUAGAUGGGCAUAACCGACGGAGAAGAAAGCCCCAACCAGAACCUCUAACGCGUUCUGGUAGUUUUUUGUCGAAUUACCAAGGCACCCAGUUGCUACCCUUCACUAGUUCACAUGUGUACCCGUCCACUACUGUGGUGAAUCCUGCUUGGGGUGGAGUUGUAACAUCUGGUGGGGAUGUUAGGCUUCAGAACCAACAAAACCAACAAGUGCAUUUGGUUGAUAAACAAGAUCUUUUUCUUGGCUCUUCUCCAACCGGUUAUAAAGAAGGGAAGCAAGUGGCGUUCAUGCAAGGUGACCAUACUCUCAACAACCAAAGCCCGCAUCUUCCAACUGCUCCCGUGGGCCAGGCCCAGACGUUUCUCAGGACCAGCCCGUUUUCUGAAAGCAGUGGGCUGAGAUGCAAAAUGUUCUGCGAUAGCCUAACGAGUUCAGUCCACGACUCCUCCUCUUGUGCUCUCUCUCUUCUGUCAUCACCGCCGACGCACAAUCCUGGCAACGGAUUAAACCAAAUGAUGAACGCUCACUCACCCCUUAUGCACCAACCCUUGGGCCUGAGCCUGCACGACAACAGCUUGGGACCCGUGGACCCGGUUAUGGGCCCCAACGGGAGCGACCAUUCUUCAUCAAUGUAUAACUUAGGUUCUAAUGGAUCACAAGGGAAUGAAGCCCCGCCACUGUUUCCCUUUCAAUGGGAAUAG